Molecule: messenger RNA, 601 nt
Organism: Prunus avium (sweet cherry)
Lineage: Eukaryota; Viridiplantae; Streptophyta; Magnoliopsida; Rosales; Rosaceae
Source: RefSeq, a predicted model, not a curated record
AACCAGAUAUAAAUACAAGACUCAUUUUUCUUUUUUCUCAAAACAACAAAAAGUAUUUUCUCAAUCUAUUUGCAAGUUACAAUUUCACUAGUUUUCUUUGUAAUCAAAGGUGUUACUGAGAAUGGAAUCACAGAAAAAUCAACAUGAACAACAGCCAUCCCCUGCUGCUGCAACCCCCUCCACCACUUCAUGUCGAAAGAAGAAGAGCGAACAAGCCAGUUUUUUGGAGGAUGUGAAGGAUCAUAUUGAUGACUUUAUCCAUGCCUCUAUGGAUGAACACAAAACUUGCUUCAAGAAGACCGUGCAGAAGAUGUUUAGCAUGUCAAAGAUUGUCGCUGAGAGGAGUUCCGACACCAAGGAAGUUGAAAGUUCUCUGCCCCUUCAAACCACAGUGGCAAAAUAGAAUAUCUUCUGAUCUAUAAUUUGUUAAAAUUGUGGCACUGCAGUUUCAGUUUGACGAACGAGAAAAGUUAACUUUGUAAGGUUAACUGGUGACUAUUAUGAAGCCAAUUAUUUAGUGUUAUGACUAUGUUCUUGUGAUGUAUUUAGCUUUGCUACCAUUUUUAUUUUUUUUCUGUAUGUGCCAAGUCAGUGUUGAAUU